Molecule: messenger RNA, 1342 nt
Organism: Papilio polytes (common Mormon)
Lineage: Eukaryota; Metazoa; Arthropoda; Insecta; Lepidoptera; Papilionidae
Gene: fsd
Product: transmembrane protein 183A
Exons: 3
Coding region: 235-1290 (351 amino acids)
Biological process (GO): regulation of protein stability
Cellular component (GO): SCF ubiquitin ligase complex
Source: RefSeq, a predicted model, not a curated record
CGUUCAAAAAGUCAAUAUUUAGUGCACAAGUUCAAGUUUUGUUUUUAUAUUAUUUUAUGAAGCACUAAAACCAAAGCAAUAAAUUUAUAAAAACUAGCAAGUGGCAUAUCACACCUUUUAGCUUUAAUAGUUCCAAUAAGCCUAUUGUAACUUAACGAAACUUUUCAUCUAAAAGCAAUUGGUAUAAAAACUUGUUGCUUGUUCUUAAAUUACCGUUUACACCAAUUUGGUUAAAUGCCUAAGAAAAAGGGUCAAAAUAAAAAAGGGAUCAAUCAAGCAUUUUCGGAUUUCACAAUAGAUGAUUGUGCCAAUGCUCCAAAACCCUUUAGACGAGUAAAAAAAACCAUACCAGCAGAUGCAGUCGUAUCAGAACUGCCCUGGGACGAGAUUGUCGACAACGAUCUGGACGUAAUAGAAGAAACAGACCCUGAUGGUGCUAAAAGUUUAGUCUUUAAAAAGAAACGAAACCAUUCCAGAUCCGAGACUGAAGAUGUUACAAACCCUCCCAGCAAUACAUACCCUGAGAUCAUAUGGUAUUUGAUAUCCCGGUACAUAAAACCUGAAGAUGUAGGUAGUUUUGCCAGAAUAAAUAAAGCUACAUACGCAAUAACCAAACGAGAGUCAUUCUGGCGUAGUUUUUAUAUACGUUACUGUAGGUAUCACCUUAAUUUGCCUGAAAGGCUGUGUUUAGAAAACAAUAAUAAGUUAUAUGGUCUCCGUCAAAGAGUGAUAAGAGCACUUUACUAUACAUAUAAUGUAUUCAUCAUGCGAGUGUUACAGCAAGCUGUACAUGACAGUCAACCACACUUGCUGGUUAAAAGAUGCUGUACCAAUGUGUGGUAUUGCAAAGGUUCUACACAUUGGUCAGUUUUUUUUAAGUUCAAAAAAAUGCAACCGAAGCAGAGGGUAGAAAUGAAGAAAUCGGUAGACUUUAUUGAAGAAUUAAGCAGAAUUGAUGCUAAUCCUGAUGAAGAUACACAAGUAUUACAGGUUGUUUGUCAAAGCUUUUACCAAAUACCUCCACUUAUGGGUAUGACAUUGUCUCUUGUCAAAGUAGUGUUAUCACAAGGUUUUCGGCAUCGCAGACUCCACCUUGGUUUUAACUCCGGUUACCACAAUGUCUCUAGAGACAUUUUGCCAGAAGUUUCCGUGGUGUUGGACACAGUUAUUAACAUAUAUGUAUUUGAUUGGUGGCAUCCAAAGUAUCCAUUUUUUGACAAUCAAGUGCCACAAAAUCUUAUGGACGAUAACUCUGUGCUAGUGCUCAAGAAAGAUUUCUUUUCGUUAUAGUUUAAAGAAGUGUUAAGUGGUAAAUAAUGUGAUAAUAAAUUCUUACCUGGAA